AUGACACCCCAAACACUUGCCAUCGCCGUGGUGACGGUCGCGUACUUGAUUCUCCGAUACCUAAACCGGACCGAUAUCCCCAAGAUCAAGGGUUUACCGGAGAUCCCCGGGGUGCCGCUCUUCGGGAAUUUGCUACAACUGGGGGAUCAACACGCAGUGGUUGCCGGCAAAUGGGCCAAGAAGUUUGGUCCGGUUUUCCAACUGCGCAUGGGAAACAGGCGCAUUGUUUUCGCCAACAGUUUUGACUCGGUGCGACAGCUGUGGAUCAAAGAUCAAUCGGCGCUGAUUUCCCGGCCGACCUUCCACACAUUUCAUAGCGUCGUCUCCAGCUCCCAGGGAUUUACUAUCGGUACAUCCCCUUGGGAUGAGUCCUGCAAGCGACGCCGCAAGGCUGCAGCAACGGCCCUCAACCGGUCAGCCACGCAGUCUUACAUGCUUAUCAUUGACCUUGAAGCCAACUCUAGCAUCAAGGAGUUGUACCGCGAUAGCAAAGGCGGUACACGUGAUAUUAAUCCAACCAGCUACUUUCAACGAUUCGCGCUCAACACCAGCUUGACCCUCAACUAUGGGUUUCGCAUUGAGGGUAAUGUGGAUGACCAACUGCUGCGUGAGAUCGUCGAGGUCGAACGGGGGGUGUCCAACUUCCGCAGCACCUCGAAUAACUGGCAGGACUACAUUCCACUACUGCGGAUUUUCCCCAAGAUGAACAACGGGGCCCAGGAGUUCCGCGCUCGACGUGACGCGUACCUGACCUACCUGUUGGGAAUUCUGAAAGACCGGAUUGCCAAGGGCACGGACAAGCCGUGUAUUACUGGUAACAUUCUCAAAGACCCUGAGGCCAAGCUAAAUGACGCCGAGGUGAAAUCGAUCUGCUUGACUAUGGUAGCGGCCGGAAUCGACACAAUUCCGGGCAAUUUGAUUAUGGCAAUUGCAUAUCUCGCCUCGGAGGACGGCCAACGCAUCCAAAAGAAGGCGUACGAGGAGAUCAUGAAGGUUUAUCCGGACGGUGAUGCUUGGGAAAAAUGCCUGGUCGAGGAGAAGGUGCCCUACGUGACUGCAAUUGUCAAGGAGACCCUGCGAUUUUGGACGGUCAUCCCCAUUUGCCUGCCCCGUGAGAGUACCAAGGAUAUUGAGUGGAACGGUGUCAACAUCCCGGCCGGGACGACGUUUUUUAUGAACGCUUGGGCGGCCGACUAUGACGAGGAUCACUUUAAGCAAGCCGAUAAAUUCAUCCCUGAGCGAUAUCUGGAGCUUGGCGAAGGGUCUGGCACUCCACACUACGGCUACGGAGCGGGAUCCCGUAUGUGUGCCGGCUCUCAUCUCGCGAAUCGCGAGCUGUACACGGCAUUCCUGCGUCUGAUCACGGCCUUUGAGAUGCGGCCGGCAACGAACGUAGGGGAUCGGCCGAUUUUGAAUGCAAUCGAGUGCAAUGCUAUCCCCACUGCGCUGACCACAGAGCCGAAGCCAUUCAAGGUCGGCUUCACUCCGCGAGACCCGCAGAAGUUGGAGCAGUGGAUUUUCGAGAGUGAUGAGCGGACCAAGGAUCUAUGA
Molecule: messenger RNA, 1551 nt
Organism: Penicillium alfredii
Lineage: Eukaryota; Fungi; Ascomycota; Eurotiomycetes; Eurotiales; Aspergillaceae
Product: cytochrome P450
Exons: 4
Coding region: 1-1551 (516 amino acids)
Molecular function (GO): iron ion binding; heme binding; monooxygenase activity
Source: RefSeq, a predicted model, not a curated record